Molecule: messenger RNA, 354 nt
Organism: Fraxinus pennsylvanica
Lineage: Eukaryota; Viridiplantae; Streptophyta; Magnoliopsida; Lamiales; Oleaceae
Source: the annotation of a GenBank genome assembly
AUGCAGAAUCAAGCCACAGAAUGGUAUCCUCCACCAGAGACAGCGGCGGAGGAGUGGGUGGCGAGGGUGGCGGCUGGAAGUGCGGUGGUGAUAUUCAGCAAAAGUACAUGCAGUAUGUGCCAUGCAGUGAAGGUACUUUUUUAUGGAAUGGGAGUAAAUCCAAGAGUCUAUGAAGUUGAUGAAGAUCCAAGAAGUGAAGAAAUUGAGAGGGCACUGAGUUCUUCAACUGGUACUGCUGUUCCAGUAGUGUUCAUUGGAGGGAAAUUUGUUGGUUCAAUGGAUAGAGUUAUAACUUUUCAUAUUAAUGGCACACUGGUUCCACUUCUCAAGAAUGCUGGAGCUCUCUGGCUUUGA